Molecule: messenger RNA, 1860 nt
Organism: Maudiozyma barnettii
Lineage: Eukaryota; Fungi; Ascomycota; Saccharomycetes; Saccharomycetales; Saccharomycetaceae
Gene: DCR2
Product: phosphoprotein phosphatase
Exons: 1
Coding region: 1-1860 (619 amino acids)
Cellular component (GO): cytoplasm
Molecular function (GO): phosphoprotein phosphatase activity
Source: RefSeq, a predicted model, not a curated record
AUGCUAAGAAUGAGACUUUCGAAACGACAUAUACGUACUUUGGUGCCCUUGGUUCUGGUUCUAUGCGUUCUGUUCAUGGGUUAUCGUCAUCAGCGGACGCCAAAUGUAAGAACUGUCACCAAGAAUAAUAAUAGCAAUAGCAAUAGCAAUAAUAAUGACUAUAUAUGGACCAUAAAAUCGGACAAAGUGACAAAUUGUGGUACUAAGAAAUGGGGGAAAGAUGAGAUUAUCGGUUUAUUGUCAUCUAAUCACAUUGAUCUGGAUUCUAAUGUAGAUAUUCAAUAUCUAGACAUGAACCAACUUGUAAUUACUAAUAUAGGUACUAAAGAAUGUCAUUAUCUGGCUAAGAAAUUUGAACGUUGUUCAACAAAACCAAUGAAAGAAUUGAUACAACCUUCUCUUAAGGGUUAUACUGAUGAACAUGCAAUUAAGAAAGAUAUUAGGGGAUCAUUUGGUUUUGAAUGGUUCGGUAAAUCUGAGUAUUUGUAUUUUGAUGCAAUUUCAAUCGGUUCAUUAUUCCAAUCACAAAUAAAUGAUUUUUUUGUUUUAAUUGAUGUCUCAGAUGAAGGAAAUACUGGAAAAGACCAAGUUUCAUUCAAAAUUCACGAUUUAUAUUUUGUCUUUCAAAAAUACACUUUAAAACAAUUGUUCGAAAUGAAUACUAAUAGUGAUACUCAUCAUUUGGUAAGUGAUAUGAAUAUUUUAUUUGGCACUGAUUGUAAAGAUCCAAGGCAAGAUUGGAAUAUAUAUAAGAAUAAACCAUUAUCAAAUCAUUAUAGAUUUCCAAGUUAUAUAUCACUUGAGAGAGCACCCGUCUCGAAACCUCCUGGAUAUCAUAACCCAAAAACCAAGAUCUUAUUACCAGAUGGGAAAAACUUGAAAAUAGUUCAAUUGGCAGAUUUACACAUGGGAGUUGGAGAGAAUAAAUGUAUUGAUGAAUAUCCUAUAACUGAAAAUUGUCAUGCGGAUCCAAAAACAUUUGAAUUUAUUAAUAGUGUAUUGGAUAUUGAACAACCAGAUUUAGUCGUCUUUACGGGUGAUCAAAUUAUGGGUGACCGAUCUAUUCAAGAUUCAGAAUCGACGUUAUUAAAAGUAGUAGCACCCGUGAUAGAAAGAGAGAUUCCAUGGGCUAUGGUAUGGGGGAAUCAUGAUGAUGAAGGUAGUCUGGCCCGUUGGGAACUUUCUGAAUUAGUAUAUGAUUUACCGUUCUCGUUGUUUAAAUUUAGUCCGUUUGAUACUCGUGAUAAUUCCUUCGGUGUAGGUAAUUAUAUUCAAGAAGUCUAUAACAAAAGUAAUCCAAGUGAUGUUCUGAUGACUUUUUAUUUCCUGGAUUCACAUAAAUAUUCGAAGACAGGGAAAUUGCACCCUGGUUAUGAUUGGAUUAAAGAAAAACAAUGGGAUUAUAUUAAGGAUGUCUAUGAGACAAGCCUUUAUAAAAAUAUACCAACAGAUAAACCCCAUAUUUCAAUGGCAUUUUUCCAUAUACCACUUCCUGAAUACCUGGAUAUAGAUUCCAAGAAGAGCCCAGGGGAACAAAACCCUAUAGUCGGUUCUUUUAAAGAGGGUGUCACUGCCCCAAAAUAUAACUCCGGUGGGUUAAAAGUAUUAGACGAUUUAGGUGUCCAGGUGACAAGUUGUGGUCAUGAUCAUUGUAACGAUUAUUGCCUACAGACUGAUUCAGCUAGGAAUCCUAUUUGGUUAUGUUUCGGUGGGGGCGCAGGAGAAGGUGGUUAUGCCGGUUACGGUGGUACUGAGCGUAGAAUUAGAAUAUACAAUAUUAAUCCAAGUAAUGGUAAUAUUUAUACCUGGAAACGUCUCAAUGGAACGCCCAAUGAUAAAUUUGAUCAACAACAAUUUUAA